This is a messenger RNA of Durio zibethinus, 1885 nucleotides long. RefSeq names its product elongation factor Tu, chloroplastic-like. Gene Ontology annotation, cellular component: mitochondrion. Gene Ontology annotation, molecular function: GTPase activity; GTP binding; translation elongation factor activity. The record is from RefSeq and is a predicted model, not a curated record. Gene Ontology annotation, biological process: mitochondrial translational elongation. Lineage: Eukaryota; Viridiplantae; Streptophyta; Magnoliopsida; Malvales; Malvaceae.
CUAUGACUACACUCUCUCCGAAUAAAAAAAACAAAAAUGGCAAUUUCAUCAACAGCAGCUGCGGCAGCUACUUCUGCAAAUCUUAGAUACCCUUACGCCUCCCCUAUCUCAACUCACUCUCACUCCGCAACCACCACCUCCAACUUCUCCUCAAAACCCACAAAACUAACCCCUACCCACCUCUCCUCUUCCUUCACCCCACCUUUCCUCACCACCAUUGCCACCACUACCGUCAUCUGCCGCCGUGGAGGAGCUCUUACUGUCAAAGCCGCCCGUGGCAAAUUCGAACGCAAGAAACCCCACGUCAACAUCGGCACCAUUGGCCAUGUCGACCACGGCAAAACCACCUUAACCGCCGCUCUAACGAUGGCCUUAGCUUCCAUGGGUAAUAGCGCCCCUAAAAAGUAUGACGAAAUCGACGCCGCUCCAGAAGAGCGAGCCCGUGGUAUCACCAUUAACACCGCCACCGUUGAAUAUGAAACCGAGAACCGCCAUUACGCCCACGUUGACUGCCCGGGGCACGCUGAUUAUGUCAAAAACAUGAUUACCGGAGCUGCCCAAAUGGACGGUGCCAUUUUGGUCGUUUCCGGAGCUGAUGGACCCAUGCCCCAGACAAAAGAACAUAUCUUGUUGGCUAAACAAGUGGGUGUUCCAAACAUGGUUGUGUUUUUGAAUAAACAAGACCAGGUUGAUGAUGAAGAGCUUUUGCAAUUGGUCGAAUUGGAGGUCCGUGAAUUGCUUUCAAGUUAUGAAUAUCCUGGUGAUGAUGUCCCUAUUGUUUCUGGGUCUGCCCUUUUAGCUUUAGAAGCUUUGAUGGCUAAUCCAAGUGUUAAGAGAGGUGAAAACCAAUGGGUUGAUAAGAUUUAUGAACUUAUGGAUUCUGUUGAUAGUUAUAUUCCUAUUCCUCAAAGACAAACUGAUUUGCCUUUCUUGUUAGCUGUUGAGGAUGUGUUUUCCAUCACGGGUCGUGGUACUGUUGCCACUGGUCGUAUUGAGAGAGGUAUUGUUAGGGUAGGAGAGACUGUUGAUAUUGUUGGAUUGAAAGAAACGAGGAACACCACAGUUACUGGUGUGGAAAUGUUUCAGAAGACAUUAGAUGACGCUAUGGCUGGUGAUAACGUUGGGUUGUUGCUUAGGGGUGUUCAAAAGGCUGAUAUUCAGAGAGGGAUGGUUUUGUCUAAACCAGGAACGAUUACUCCACAUGCUAAGUUCACCGCCAUUGUUUAUGUGUUGAAGAAGGAAGAGGGUGGUAGGCAUUCUCCCUUUUUCGCAGGUUAUAGGCCUCAGUUUUACAUGAGGACCACUGAUGUGACUGGAAGGGUGGCUUCAAUUAUGAAUGAUAAGGAUGAGAAGUCUAAGAUGGUUAUGCCUGGUGACCGUGUAAAGAUGGUUGUUGAGCUUAUUAUGCCGGUGGCUUGUGAGCAAGGGAUGAGGUUUGCUAUCAGAGAAGGAGGGAAGACGGUUGGAGCUGGUGUUAUUCAGUCUAUCAUUGAGUGAUUUUAGUAAACUUUGGCAUUGCAGGAAAUUUUAUUUGCUUUUUGAGUGAUGUCAAAAACUUUUUAUGUCAAGGAUAUGCAAUUAGUUUCGCCAUUUUUAGAACCUCGUUGAUUCCAAUGUCAUAUAUGUUGCAGUUUUUCACUUCUUUUGCUUCAGACUCAUUCCAAUCUAGUUGGGUAAAUUUCAUGUCAUAAUUUGAUGUGGUCUUAUUUUUCCCUGUUGCUUCUGCUGUUAUUGCUAAUUCUUAGAGCUUUUGCUUGCUUUAGAAAAUGUGAUGAUCCUAAGGUAGUUAACACACACUAAUCUUCUCAAGGAAUUCAUUGUUCUUCAAGGCUGUUUUUGUCUGUGGCAAUGAAACUUUAAUACAGCAUUGUCGAUCUAGUCUGAC